AUUCCAUUUAAAUAAUUAGUUUCGAUGUUUAAAGCGAAAUAUUUGUUGGUAAAGACGACCUAAUGAGUCUUUCAGGUAAUCCAUAUUCAUCCGCUCUGAGUUCCUGCCUCACGCGCAGUGAAGGGAGCGGAACCCGGAUGGAACUGUCAUGGCUGCCGUCACCGACCUGCCAGUCUAAAGAGAAAAAAGAGGAGCCUUUAUUCUAAAGCAUGGAGGUUGACCUGACGACAUCAGAUGAUCCCCCUGAAAGCCAUGACCUGAGCCAGGAUGAUGACCCCUCACAGGAUCACACUUUGCCUCUCGAAUUGACACAUCAGCUUCCAGAGACAGCCUCUUGCAAUGAACAUUGUGACCAAGAAACACCCCCUGAGGAGUCAGCCACUGAUAAUCUUCACACAGACGGCAAAGCUUCUGGAAAGACUCCGUGUAAGAUGCAGCAGGGUGCAAUCUUCUCUGGAAAAAUACUGAGUUUUUGUUGCUCUGAAUGCAAAGACGACACCACUUACAGCCCAAAUGACUUGCUGAAACAUUUUCAAGGAACACACAAGGGGACUCUUCCAACUUAUCCUUGUGAUCUGUGCUUGUUUGUCACCAAUGAAUUCUCAUCUCUUCAGCGACAUCGCAUCGGACAUCGAAACACUUUGGUCACGUGUGAGAUUUGCAACGAUGGGGUGCAGUAUUCGCUUCUUUUGCUCACCAGGCACUUUACCAACUGCCACAGCCAUAAUGGACAGUUUCUCUGUAAAAAGUGUGAGUUUUCCACCCGUGAUGCAGGAACCUUUGUUCAACACAUCCAUCAUCACAAUGAACGUAAUCACAAAUGUGUGAAAUGUCCACAUGGCAGCCCCACGCAAGGGGAGCAUCAGAGGCAUAACAUGGUGCAUUCUGGGACUUUUCCUUUCUCUUGUCAGAUUUGUGGCUAUAGUGCAGCUCGCAGAGAUUAUCUGAACAAACAUCUUACUGUGGCACACGGUGAGGAAAUGAACAAGUGGAGAACAAAUGAGGACAGUUCUGGAGUUAAUUCCCCUGGAUUAAAACGGUUGCUUAAAAAGUCUCCUCCAGUUGGAGGAUCCAGAGAAUCGCAGUCGAUGUCAAAACGUAACUCAGUCGCCGGUGUAGGUCUGCUUGAUCAUAAUGGCAGGUUGUUUAAUUCUGAAAAUACCUUGGAGGAGACCCAGCAGUUCCUUGAAAGAGCUGUCGGUGUUAAAAAGGAGAGUGUUAAAUGGACAAAGUCUCCUAUAAAAAGUGAGUCGCAAACUUUGCACCUCAUUCAAUCAACAACGCCACAACCAAAGUUACAAGAGCAUGAGAUUAGUCCAGGAAGUCCAGUUCUGAAUUCAACCAACAGCAAUGGACUGACCGUCCUUAUGGUGAAAAACAAAAUUUCUAUCCCACCGAACUGCACCACUAAAGUCAUGGGCUUCAAGAUGGUAGAUGGUAAAAAACAUUUAGUUCUUAAAGUCAUACCGACAAAACAAGAGGACUACACUGCAAAUGAAGGGUCUGAUUCACACAUUGGUGAUGAUGAAGUCAAAAUAACCAGCAGUCCCUGCUCUUCAUCCUCACCAAGCAUAGGAUCUCUCCUUAGUUUAGAGUCUGGCGAAUCAAAUGAGAUAUCUUCAAUUAAAGAAGAGUCACAGGAAGUUGAAAAUCACAUUGGCAACCAUCUCCCCCUGAUAAAUGAGCACAAAGUUAACUUUGAGAGUGCGAGUAAAGCUAAAGCAGAGCAGGUUAAUAAAAAGGAUUCUGAAGUCUCACAUAGUGUUAAAGUACUGUCUACGGCAUCAAAAGAUGCUGCACUUUUCCUGUGUCAGAGCCGUCAAUCCAAUGGAAGGUCAUCGCCUCAUCUGCAUGAGGUGUCUUUCCUUUGUCCGAGUGAGAAAUGCUCCACUGAUGAUAUCCAGACAGCCAGCACACUUCCAGUUUCAACUAAAGAGCUUUCCUCCACUGAUUCUGAUUUGCAGAUGGCUCAAGUAGAUUCAUCUAAAUACAAGGCUAAUGUGUUAGCUUCAGUUAUAGAUGGACCCUCAGGAUCACAAUCAUCUGCUGAUGAAAGCACAUGUCCUAAUGCAGUUUCUGAUUUAGAAUCAAACCCUGAAAUGUCUGUAGAAGGCAAGUCCACAAACACUGACACCCUGAAAUCUAAACUUCCAUCAAAAAUGACUGUAGAUGCACCAUUUUCAGUAAUAACAGAAGAAUCCCUUAUCCAGGAACCAUGCGAGAAUAGCACUGAACCAAACUGCGCUAUUAAAAGCCCUGUGGAAAAGAGUAUCCAUGAUUUAGUGGCUAAAGAAGGGCAGGAUUCUGAUUCUGACCAAGUUAAGACCUCUACCGCAGAAGUUGGAGAGAGCUUUCAGUUUUACCCAAAUGCUCAUUCUGAGACUCCAGCCUCAGACAGUAUUGUCGUAAAGUCCUCUGAAGUAACUAAAAACAAAACCGCAGAGGCAAGCGCACAAAGUGAAACUAGUAAAAGUGCAUCAACUGAAGCCAAAGAUAGUAACACAGAAGUUGAAAAUAACUUUCUCAAUUCCCCAAGUCAAGAGGUCUUUAGUUUCCACAAUUAUUCUAAAGACACUUCUGGAAGCUCUCCUGAUUCAUUGCUGCCUGAGGAAGACUCACCGCAUUUGGAGGAAGAAGAGUGUGAGGAGGAUUUUGGUGAUUGGAGCUUAACUCUGCCACCAUCGCCGCCUCUUCAGACUGAAGAAGAUAGCAAGGGAGGGGCUAAUGAGAGCGAUCUGGUCUCUGAAAGUGGAGAGAAAGCAUUAGAGAGAGUGUCAGAUAGUGAUAUUGAGGUCGAUGAGUGCAUAGCUACUGUCGAUGAUUCACUCAUUCCUGUUCUUCCAGAAAAAGAAGAAGAAGCUUGUUCAUCAGUACCAGAGAAAAAACAGGAAGGCGAUACCUUUGCAAGCGAAAACACAGCAACAAGUGUGAAUAGUGCGGCUGUUUUGGGCAAGAUACUUGAAAAGCACUCAGACGCCAUAAUCAGCCAGCAGCUUGAGAAAGAAAGAAUGAGGUCUUCGGCGACGGUACAAGAAACUGUUAGGCCGACCAAAACCACACUUCGGAUCUUGCAGACACCUGAAGGAAAACAGCAGAUGUUCCUUCAAACUACAGACACUCCAUAUGCCGUGCCAGUUCAGCUGAAAAGUGGAGCUGGUUUCAAGCUAAUCACUAAGUCCUGUUCUCCCCAAAUUAAUGUGUCUUAUGUGAAACCUGGGAUUGAGAUGGCCAGCAAGACAACGGGGUUAGCUCUUACUUUAAAUGGAGGCAGAAUUGGCAUGUCUGGACAGAGUUCAAAUCUUGAAACAAAAGGUCAAGUGUCUGCCCAGAUGGCACCAAGUGGCAGUGGAAACCGCUACUUCGUCAAUGCUUCUGCUCUUAAAACAUCUCUUCUCUUAUCAGGUGCUGUCAAGUCCUCAUCCGGAGAACAGGCGACCAACGCGCCACAGACUUGUUAUUUGGUUCAAAGACCUCUCCCUGUUACGCCAGUUAGUAGUGAGUCAAGUGGUUCGAGUUCAAAGACUGUGCUUGCAACUCGUCCUGUAUUGGCCAUGCCUGUGAAAGCUGCAGAUAAAACCAGUCCUUUGCAGGCUGGGAGACAAGCUUACUUGGUUAGAUACAUUUCUCCUGCCAAGUCAGGUAUACUUUUGAACAAUUCAGAUGGGAAAACUUUGAACGAGGCUGGCAAAAACAGGGUUUUCCUUAAGGUCGUUCGUGGUCCCAACGGCACCAGAUUUCUCUCCACCACUCCAUACACCACAGCCAAAAAAUCGGUAUACCUUGCGGCAAGCUCUCUGCAGUCACCUUAUUUGUUAAUGUCCUCAAAUGAAUCUUUAACCAAUAUGUCAGCAGGACUUAAAACCUCUACUAAUUCACAAGGUCUCAUUCAUAAAUUCAUCCCUGCAUCCCAACUUAAACAUAUUAUACCCCAGUCCGAUGUUCAGACCAAAAACAGGGCUGGUCACGAUGUAGCAUUACAGAAGUCGCCCCUUGUUCCCUGUUCCGUCCGUCCACGAAGCCAAAGGAAACGGAGGCGAAGAGCUUUGUUUGAGGAAAUGCUGGAGAGCUCCUCCAAAAUGAGGAGAAUCUCCAGCAAGUCGUCGGCUGAGAAAGACGCUACCUCAAUUUGGGAGCCUGUUGCGAAAGAUGUGGUGAGAACGCUGAGGCUCUGUCCCUUUAGUCCACUUCAAGAAAUCAAAUCUCCCCGGCGAAACCAGCCUGUGGUUGUGCUGAACCAUCCAGAUGCAGACAUUCCUGAAGUUGCUAGCAUCAUGAGGUCCGUGAACCGAUACAAAGGUGAAGUUCUCAAGGUGGCACUGUCCCAAAAUACAGUUAAAGCCCUGUCGGAGUUUCCAAGAACGCUUGCAAAGCAGAAUGCUUCCAAUGGCAGUGGGGGUAAAAGAUCAAGGCCAGUAAGUGGUGCUGUUCAAGAGAGAUUCAUACUGAAACUGAAGUUAAAAAAGACUAGCAGAAAUAAAUAUGAGGUGGUGAGGUCCUCAUCUGCUGGUUCAGAGCAGCAGUCAAAUUUUUGUUGCUGGUUUUGCGGCCGUUUCAACAACCAGGAGGACUGGAUCGGCCAUGGUCAACGGCAUCUAAUGGAGGCAACAAGAGACUGGAAUAAGCUGUUCUAAUGCAACUACACAGCCCCUGGAUUGGGCCAAAUGCCAUCCUUCAUUGUAAAAAAAAAAAAAAAAAAAAAAAACCUUUGUAAUAUUUUCUUUCUUUUUUUUAAUAGUACAGUAAGAUACAGUUAACCUGUUGAUGUUAUUUUUCCAUAGAUUUUUCUUCAGACGCUUUUAAAGAGUAUAGUGUAAUAGAGAAGAGUUUGGUACCUGGAACAAGUUUGUAUGUAAAUAAUUUUCACCCUUGUAUAUUUAAAUGAAAACCCUCGAGUAUGUAUAGAGCGGAACUGUGAAAACUGGACACACUGUAUGUUUAUGGUGCAAGCAGAAAGAUCACUGGUAUAAGAUGGUGCUGUCUCUUAUAGACCUCUUUUAAUGCAGACAAUUGAACUGAAUACUCAGGUAAUUCCAUCAUUUCUGAAUGAAUGAGUGAAUGGUCCAGUUUAUAAAAAAAAAAAAAAGUCAUCUGUGUUUGAUUGUAGAUUUUUAUGUACCAUUUAAGUACAGUUUAAGUUGGCUACAUUGUCACACUGAAACAAUUCUAAUUUCCAAUGAAUGUCUUUUCCGGGCCUUAGAUAUUGUGAAAAUGUUCAAAGAAAUUGAAUUUGAUAUGCAAAUUUUAAAGGGACAGUUCACCCAAAAAUACAAUUUGUUGUUUUCUCACUCUCAUUGUCGUUCCAAAUCUGCACAAAUUUUGGCCAGUUUUAUCAAGUCAAGUCUAAAAGGUUAGACCCCACUUAAUUUCAUUCCACGGACAUUUUUUAAAAGAUCUUCAUCAAGGUUUGAUGUGACAUGAGGGUGAGAAAAUGAAGAUUGAAUUAGAAUUUUAAGGGUGAGCUAUCCAUUUUAAUAUUAUUUAGGAUGACACACAUUAUUAUGUGACACACAUGAUAUUGCCUAAAAACAUGCCCAACUGGUUCCUGUGGAAACCAUCCUGUUAAAAUGUUGUGUACGUUGAGGUGGUUUGCCAUUUAAUAUGCAGUAUUUGUUCUCAUGUUGUAUCUUUGGGUCAGUUUCGUGUUUUGCUGGUACCAUGCAUCUCCCUUCAUUAUGUCAGUUCAGACCCGGUGUCAUUUCAGUAGCAAUAAUGGACUUUAUAAUAGUGUAGUUGGAAUUUUUCUCUGUAAAGAUAUUCUGAACCUUCAUCUGUCAGUUAUGGCUUUGGUGCUUUUUGUUGUCCUUUUCCUUAUUUGAAAUGAAGUAAUGCACCUGUAAAUGUACUGUUAUGCUUUACUAAAAAGAGAGAUAAAACAGGAUGUAUUGAGAUGCAAGCCAACAAACCUCAAAUAGCCAACCAAACACUAACUGUAUUUUAGUUUUCUGUGAUACUUGAGUGCCUCAUUCUGCCUCAAACUUUUAACAAAAGGGUCUGUUUUUCCGUGGUAAAGUCCAGAUUUGUAAGAUUAUUGGGUGCUUAGCAGAG
Messenger RNA from Carassius auratus (goldfish), 6045 nucleotides. RefSeq names its product zinc finger protein 518A. Gene Ontology annotation, cellular component: nucleus. Lineage: Eukaryota; Metazoa; Chordata; Actinopteri; Cypriniformes; Cyprinidae. The record is from RefSeq and is a predicted model, not a curated record. Gene Ontology annotation, biological process: positive regulation of transcription by RNA polymerase II.